Messenger RNA from Podarcis raffonei (Aeolian wall lizard), 642 nucleotides. RefSeq names its product phospholipase A2 inhibitor and Ly6/PLAUR domain-containing protein-like. The transcript is spliced from 5 exons. Lineage: Eukaryota; Metazoa; Chordata; Lepidosauria; Squamata; Lacertidae. The coding region runs from base 1 to 642 and encodes 213 amino acids. The record is from RefSeq and is a predicted model, not a curated record.
AUGAAGGCACUCCUGAGCACAUGCCUCCUCUUGGCCCUGCUUUCUCCAGCAUUACCUCUGAACUGCAGAUCGGGGUUAAACAGGACUGGACUGACAUACCAUGACUAUUUAACAACAAAUUGUAACUUUGGUCAAGAUUUCUGUGUUGCCAGUGUUCUGCGUACAAAUAUAAUGAAAUUCCAAGUGCAACUUUUGAGUCAAUGCUCGUCAUCCAGAUACUGUUCCUCAGGCAAUUACAGCUUCACUGCAGGCGAUGGUAAAUUCUUUCAGAUGAAGAAGCACUGCUGCAAGACUGAACUGUGUAACAAUGCAAUUCUCAGCCUUCCUGAUCUCAACAUGCUGGCUGAAAAUGGUUUGCAGUGCCCAUCCUGCUUCUCCAAAGGAACCAUAAUGUGUAAAAGCAAGAAGCACAUCAACUGCCUUGAGAAUGAGACCCAGUGUAUUCAAGCCAAAGCAGUUCUUCUUACCGCUUCAUUUAAGGGCCCCAAGUUCACUUUCCAAGGUUGUGGAACAACAGAUUUUUGUGGCAUCACGAAAAAUGGAAGAGCUGCAGUUGGAGGUGGGAGCUUUGUCCUUUUUGUUACCCAAGAAAGAUGUUACAAUGCUCCACAAAUCUCACACCAGCCGGAACGUGAAGAGUGA